This is a messenger RNA of Priceomyces carsonii, 591 nucleotides long. RefSeq names its product telomerase subunit (gene EST3). Lineage: Eukaryota; Fungi; Ascomycota; Pichiomycetes; Serinales; Debaryomycetaceae. Gene Ontology annotation, cellular component: telomerase holoenzyme complex; chromosome, telomeric region. The transcript has a single exon. Gene Ontology annotation, biological process: telomere maintenance via telomerase. The record is from RefSeq and is a predicted model, not a curated record. Bases 1 to 591 code for a protein of 196 amino acids. Gene Ontology annotation, molecular function: telomeric repeat DNA binding.
AUGAAACAAAUAGUCAACUAUCCAUUGGUCUUCCAGGAAAGUUGGUUGAAGGAUUUCGUCAUAGAAUGUAUUGGACAUCAUAUUUAUACUAGCAGCUUGUAUAUCAAAAAAGGUUUCACAAAGAAUGAUGUGAAAGUAAUGCCAAUACUAAGGAUCUUUAAAUUCUUAAAUUCCACGAGCUCAUUAGGUAUUACAGCUAUAUUGGCCGACUCAAAGCAUAAAAUUCUUGCUUAUUUUCCAUUUCGUCCCACAAUUGUCAAGUUUGAAACGUUUUAUAAGCAGCGUUUGACUUUUCACACAGCCAAUUGUUUAAUCACGGUUCAGCAGGCAAAUCUCAAAUUUAUCAACAAAACAGAACUUCACAAUGAUUACUGCGUAGAUUUCAGUAACGACAUAGAUAUAGCGAUUUUGGAAAUCAUUGACUUUAAGAUUUUUCAGCGGGACCAAGUUCUGUUGCACAACAGUAUUGAAAACUCUUUGUCUUUCCUCUAUGAUGAUGGUGACUACAAAUCACUGUGCAGAAGAACAACAGGUGGUUUGUUUCUUUCUUCAAGUGCCAUGGCCGAAGAUGAUGAUGUAGUCUCCAGUUAG